Messenger RNA from Cercospora beticola, 336 nucleotides. NCBI's taxonomy places the organism in Eukaryota, Fungi, Ascomycota, Dothideomycetes, Mycosphaerellales, Mycosphaerellaceae. The record is from RefSeq and is a predicted model, not a curated record.
AUGGUGUGGAGAAAAUGCCGACCCAAGUUGCAGGUGAAGUCACCCCGGUACCGAAAAUCAAGCUUGCGAUGCAAUCGCACGUGGCAUCCGGCGACUCCGAGAAGUCAAAUUCCGUGGUAUCGAAACUUCACCUCCAUUCCAGCUACGCAUCUUGUUGCCAAUACACAGCACAAUGCCGCCAAAUGUAAGACUCGUGACGACAAACUCGAUGGUAUCGGAGUCGACAUCGCGCUGUUCACGACAUACCCACAAUCUCGCGCAGACACGAAUAUCGAGCGAGGAACCGCCAAGCUUGUGGCGCUCAACUACAGCGAUCGUGUCCAGCGACACCGUUAG